This is a messenger RNA of Phlebotomus argentipes, 477 nucleotides long. RefSeq names its product cytochrome b-c1 complex subunit 6, mitochondrial-like. The transcript is spliced from 3 exons. Gene Ontology annotation, biological process: mitochondrial electron transport, ubiquinol to cytochrome c. NCBI's taxonomy places the organism in Eukaryota, Metazoa, Arthropoda, Insecta, Diptera, Psychodidae. Bases 129 to 404 code for a protein of 91 amino acids. The record is from RefSeq and is a predicted model, not a curated record.
AAGCAGCCCAAGUGUCAAUUGCGGCCAACUUCACCGCCAGAGCGAGUGUCAAUCAGUCCAGAAGGCAAAGUGCAGUGAAAAGGCGAAUUCUAGGCAAAUCUAGCCAGAAACCGAGGCAGCGAGGAAAGAUGUUUGCAUUCGUCGGAAAAUUCUUGCAGAGCUUCCAGCUUCUGCCCAGAGUUCAUGCCCAGGAUGACGAGGAGCUUGUCGAUCCCCAGCAAGUCCUGAGGGAGAAGUGUGCACUGGUUCCGAAGGUCGAGUCCCUGUUCAGCAAGUACCAGGAGUGCAAUGAUAGGGUAAACAGCCGCACCAAGACCACUGAGAACUGCCAGGAGGAGCUGUUCGACUAUCUGCACGAGCUGGAUCACUGCGUGAGCCACACGCUCUUCUCCAAAUUGAAGUAGAGAUUAAUUGUUAGAGAAAUGAUAGCCGGAUUAUUGGCUCGAGGAGAGUAAAGGUACAAUAAGAGAAUGUAAA